AUGGCCCUCAGAAAGCAGAUAUGGACAUUGAUGUCCAAGAACUUCAGGGCCGUCUUGCUUCGCCACAUGAAGACGUGCAUCAUCAUGGCCUUUCUUCUUCCUAUAGUCCUUUCAUCCUUCUUCAGCUUUGCCAAGAAUCUCUUCGUCCCGCCUGCCAACUAUGGCAUUGGCAAACUUCGCCCAAUCAUGACCCUCCCAGAGGCUUUCCAAGCCGCUCACAGUGGUGGGAGAACAAAGGUCGUCCUCGUCAACAACGGCUUCUCCGGAGGCGACAUUGACCGUGUCCUGGGAAAGAUUGCCAACGCUGUAACGACUGAUGGAUCCAUGGACCUUGUCAGGGUUGGUCAUGAGGACGAAUUGGUGACGACCUGCCGUAGCAGCUUGCGAGGCGUCACUGGCUGUUUCUGCGCCAUUGUCAUGCGUUCGUCGCCCACAGAAGGACCUGGCGGACUCUGGAACUACACCAUUCGUACUGAUGCUGCCUUUUGGAGCGAACCAGUCAAGUUCAAUGUCGACAAAUCGGACAAUGUUGAGCAGGUGUAUUUGCUGCCCAUGCAAAAGGCCGUCGAUACCGCCAUUGCAUCUCUCAACGGCUCCAACUCGGACCCUUUGGCCAAGACAGACGGGCAGCCAUUUGCCAGCAUGACACAGAAAGAGCGAGAUAGAAAAGUCCGACAACUUUAUCACAAAUCCAUUGUCAACUUCAUGGCUGUUGCCUUCAUCGCCAACAUCUUGUGGAUCACAUACCAUCUCACGGGAUUUGUUGCCGCCGAACGUGAGAGUGGCAUGUCGCAGCUUCUUGAUGCAAUGAUGCCGGUGAGCAAGCCGUGGAAGGCGCAGGCUGCUCGCAUCAUUGCACAUCACUUAUCCUUUUGCAUAAUUUAUGCUCCGGCAUGGAUCAUCGGCUCCAUCAUCAUCCGAUUCGGUGUUUUCGUCAACACUAGCAUCAUCAUCGUUCUCUUUUUCAACUUGUUCUCCGGACUGGCCCUUGCGUCCAUGUCUAUCCUCAUUGCUUCAUUCUUCAAAAAGGCUCAACUAAGUGGUAUCACUGCCACCAUUGGCAUCCUCCUCCUCGGUAUUCUCGCCCAGGCACUCACGCAACCAACAAUUGGUCCCGUGGCCGUCCUAUCUAUAUUGUUCGCCCCGUGCAACUAUGUGUAUUUCCUUACCUUCAUGGCCAAGUUCGAGAAGUGGGACUUGGCGGCAAACCUCUUCAAGAACCCUCCAGCCAGCUCUUGGGAGAUGCCGGGUAUCGUCUUUUUCAUCAUCGUCAUCGCUCAAAUCAUCAUUUACCCUCUACUGGGCGCUCUAGUUGAAAAGAACCUCUACGGCACAACCACCGAGGGGCGCAAGAUUCAGCUUCAACAUGGCGACGACGGCCCCUUGGCAGAGAAUGCUGUAGUGUUGGACAAACUCACCAAGAUUUAUUACCCUAGCUUCUUCUCACGCUUGUUCUCUUCAAAGUCGAAGCCUCGUGAGCCUGUUGUAGCCGUCAAGGAGCUCAGCUUCCAGGCAGGACGCGGUCAAAUCGUCGCUCUGUUGGGCGCAAAUGGUAGUGGAAAGAGUACAACUUUGGAUGCUAUUGCUGGUCUCCACAAACUGACCAGUGGUUCAAUCACUAUUGACGGCAAGGGUGGUCUUGGUAUUGCGCCGCAGAAAAAUGUCCUAUGGGAUGACUUGACGGUUGCAGAGCAUCUCGCCAUCUUCAACAGGUUAAAGGCUCCUGAUGCUCCGGCGUCCAAGGCGGAAAUUAUGAACCUCAUCAAGUCAAUCGAUUUGUAUCCCAAACGCAAUGCUCUAGCCAAGACUCUUUCCGGUGGCCAAAAACGAAAGUUGCAGCUUGGUAUGAUGUUGACGGGUGGGAGCGCAGUUUGCUGUGUCGAUGAAGUGAGUAGUGGGCUAGAUCCGUUGUCUCGAAGGAAAAUAUGGGAUAUACUUCUCGCAGAACGGGGGCAACGAACAUUGAUUCUUACCACCCAUUUCUUGGAUGAAGCCGAUCUGCUUGCUGACCACAUUGCCAUUCUGUCCAAGGGGACUCUUCGCGCUGAAGGUUCAUCAGUGGAACUCAAGGACAGAUUUGGCAGCGGAUAUCGUGUUCAUCUACAGAAGAACCCCGACGCAUUGCACUUGCCUAGUAUCCCGGGGGUUCAAAAGAAAGAAUCUUUCGACAUGGUUACGUAUGUUGCGCCGACGUCGAAUCUGGCAGCCCGAGUCAUCAAGAUUCUGGAGGAGAACGGCUUCACUCAGUACCGCUUCUCCGGUCCGACAAUCGAAGACGUGUUCCUUCAGCUUGCUGAAGAAAUUAAAGACGAAGAAGCUUUCAAGGGAAUUUCUCCAGGUGUCCCAGGAGAAUCAGACAGCGGAAAUGAGAAGGACCAGCCUUCUAGUUCCUCGAAGGAGGGCUCAACACACCAGGGGCUGAAGCUUCUCGACGGAAAACGUGUAGGCUACUUCAAGCAAGCCAUGAUUCUCUACCGGAAACGUGUUACUGUUCUUAAGCGCAAUUGGAUCCUCUAUCUCAUCGCGUUCAUCUUGCCGAUUUUUGCGGCUGGGCUCACAGUACUCUACGUUAAAGGCAGAAGUCAGACCGGCUGUUCGCCAAAGGACCAGGCUUCCUCCUACGGCACUGAGGACGCUUUCACGCAAGCAAAAAAUACCGACAAGAUUGUGUUUCUAGCCGGACCAUCUUCCAAGCUCUCAAUUGCAAGUGUCACGAGCUUGCUACAGCCGAUACUCAAUGGCUCGAGGAGCGGUGCUACCGUGGGCUCUGCAGCCCUGCAAAACCUCAAACUUGUUGAUACUUUUGACUCUUGGCAGCAGCAUAUCAGAAACGAUUUCCGAAACAUCACCACAGCGAUAUGGCUAGGAGAUGGCAACUCAGAACCAGCCGUUGGCUGGGUUGCCAACUUGUUCAUUACCAGCUCUAUUACGGCGCAGCAGGUCCUCGACAUCUUUCUGACCAACACCCCUAUUGCCACAACCUGGUCGUCAUUUGACGUACCUUUCAACUCUGGUAUUGGCGAUGCCCUGAGUCUUGUAAUUUACAUGGGCCUCGCUCUGGCCUGCUAUCCCGCCUUCUUUGCCCUCUACCCGAGCAAUGAGAGACGACGGUUCGUACGUGCUCUGCAGUACUCUAACGGUGUUCGACCAUUCCCCCUAUGGAUAGCCUAUCUCUUGUUCGACUUUACCAUCGUCGUCCUCACUUCAGCCGUCGUGACCGCAAUUUGGGCCAGCUUAUCCAGCGUCUGGUUUCACAUAGAGUACGUUUUUGUUGUCUUCUUUCUGUAUGGACUGGCAUCAAUCUUGUAUUCCUACGUCAUUUCGCUAUUCACAAAGUCCCAGCUAGCUACAUUCGCCUGGUCAGCGGCCACACAAGCCGUCUUCUUCCUCGGCUAUCUGAUUGCGUAUAUCUGCGUAGUCACCUACGUCCCAGUUCAUCGCAUCGACUCGUCGCUGCUCAUAUGCCACUUUGUCAUCUCGGCCUUUUCGCCGAUUGCAAACGCAAGCAGGGCCAUGUUUCUGGCGACAAAUCUCUUCGCAACAGCUUGUGAAGGCAACGAGUUAUCAACGACACCUGCCGGCCUUGAGGAAUACGGCGGGCCAAUCCUCUACUUGGCUAUACAAUGUUUUGUUCUUUUCGGUCUGUUACUCUGGUUUGACAGCGGCAGUGUCGGUUCCUCUGUCCGCGGACUCCUCGGCCGUAGUCAACCAACCGAGUCCACCGACGAACUGGACGAAGAAGUGGCCCAGGAACUAACCCGAGUAACCAGCACGGGUCAAGCAGAAGAUGGUCUCCGCGUAGUACACCUAACAAAGUCGUUCAAAAAGAACACCGCAGUCGACAACGUCACCUUUGGCAUCAAGCGCGGCGAAGUAUUUGCACUCCUUGGACCCAACGGCGCUGGAAAGUCCACCACCAUCUCGCUCAUUCGAGGUGACAUCAAGCCCAGCCGCAACGGCGGCGACAUCUUUGUCGAGGACGUAUCCGUCUCCAAGAACCUCGCCGCCGCCCGUACACACCUCGGCGUAUGUCCCCAGAUCGACGCUCUCGACCAAAUGACCGUACGGGAGCAUCUCGAAUUCUACGCCCGAAUCCGCGGCAUCCCGGACAUCCAGCACAACGUCUCUGCCGUCCUCCAGGCCGUAGGUUUAGAAGCAUUCGCUUCCCGCAUGGGUUACGCCCUCUCGGGUGGCAACAAGCGCAAGCUCAGUCUCGGAAUCGCCCUUAUGGGCAAUCCCACCGUGGUUCUUCUCGAUGAACCCUCCUCCGGCUUGGACGCUGCCUCCAAGCGCAUCAUGUGGAAGACACUCGCGGCUACCGUCCACGGCCGCUCCAUCCUACUCACCACGCAUAGCAUGGAAGAAGCAGACGCCCUCGCCGGGCGUGCUGGCAUCCUCUCGCGCCGUAUGCUCGCCCUCGGAACGCCAGAUAACCUGCGGCAUCGCUUCGGCGACGCUCUCCAUGUGCAUCUCGUCUCUACUACAGCGCCCCGAACUACCGACCAAGAAAUGCAACGCGUCAUCUCUUGGAUCCAGAACCGCUUGCCGUCUGCUAAUGUCGAUACACAGACUUACCAUGGACAGCUGCGCUUCUCCGUGUCUGCCAGCGACGUCCUCGCUCUUCAGAAGCAGCCCAGCAGUAAUGUUGAUAUCGCAUCACACGACAACGACAUGGCCCACGCUGCUCGAGAAGGAAGCGUCAUCGGUCAGCUCGUCGUGCUUCUGGAGGAAAGCAAGCAGACACUGGGUAUUAGUCACUACAGCGUCAGUCCCACGACCCUCGAUCAAGUCUUCUUAACUAUCGUCGGACAGCAUAAUGUUAAGGAGGAGAAUUACGAGGAAAAGAAGAGCAAAUGGUCGAAGAUGGUGCAUUUUGGCAGUUCCAAAAAGUAA
This is a messenger RNA of Pochonia chlamydosporia 170, 4893 nucleotides long. RefSeq names its product ABC transporter. Lineage: Eukaryota; Fungi; Ascomycota; Sordariomycetes; Hypocreales; Clavicipitaceae. Gene Ontology annotation, molecular function: ABC-type transporter activity; ATP binding; ATP hydrolysis activity. Gene Ontology annotation, biological process: transmembrane transport; lipid transport. The transcript has a single exon. The coding region runs from base 1 to 4893 and encodes 1630 amino acids. Gene Ontology annotation, cellular component: intracellular membrane-bounded organelle; membrane. The record is from RefSeq and is a predicted model, not a curated record.